This is a messenger RNA of Pongo pygmaeus (Bornean orangutan), 570 nucleotides long. Its product is annotated as vomeronasal type-1 receptor 96-like. Bases 1 to 570 code for a protein of 189 amino acids. Gene Ontology annotation, biological process: G protein-coupled receptor signaling pathway. Lineage: Eukaryota; Metazoa; Chordata; Mammalia; Primates; Hominidae. The transcript has a single exon. Gene Ontology annotation, molecular function: pheromone receptor activity. Gene Ontology annotation, cellular component: membrane. The record is from RefSeq and is a predicted model, not a curated record.
AUGUGGGUCAUUAUAAGCACUGUAGCCACCAGCAAAUCCACUAAUGUUGGACUUGUAUAUUCUCUGAUAUACUGUAAAACAAGACAGUUUAUAUACUACCAUGGAAUGAUAUUUCGAAGUGCCAUGUUUACUCAAGGUUUCCUCUUUUUGUUCCUCAUGAUUUGGACUAGUUUCUACAUGGUGACUAUUCUCUUAAGGCAUCAAAAGACAGUCUUUCAUAUUCACAGUACCAGUCUCUCUCCACAAUCUUUUCCUGAAACAGAAGCCAGUCAUGUUUUCUUCUGGCUGGUGAGCUGCUUUGUUUUCUUUUAUGGGACUAACGUGUGUCUUUCCACUUAUAUUAGCUCCAUGUAUGAGAACAGCCUAAUCCUGGAGAACAUUACUAGUUUUGUUUCAUCUUCCUACCCAAUUAUCUGCACUUUGAUGUUGAUUAAUUAUGAUAAUAAAGUUUCCAGAUUAACCUGUGCCAUUUUAAAUAUGAUUAUUUCCCCCUGCUUACCACACAGCUUUCUAUUUCAUCAAAGAAACCCUGAUAAAAAUUAUUUUAACCACAAGAGAAUGUGUUUUUAA